UAGCCGUUUCUUUAGCAGGGAAUUUCUUCCCCAAACAAUAGAAGACCUCCACGAUGCUUGCAGCAUUCUCAACAAGAGAGGUAUUGUUCUAUACAUCCAUACCCAGUCUUUAGAGUGCAGUUGGAUCAUCAUUGACAAAGAUACACUGCUACGAGAAGUUAACGGGUCCGUAUUUGCACCUGCCGACUUCAUGGAACACAAAUCACUCACACGAACGGGCGUUGUCCUUCUCAAAGAUCAAAAGCAGCUUCCCACAGUAUAACCCACAGCUUAUUGUAGAUUUUCUAGUCCACAUGGAGUUUUGUCUGGAGAUCAGGGAGGACGAUCUUCUCAAACUGGUGACACAGGCUCACACAGAGUACGGUAAAGAGCGCCACUUUCUCUUCCCAGCACUGACACAGCAGAGUCCUCCGCAUGACCUCUGGCAGUCCCAGCCUGACCAGUACAGCUGCUGCUGGGUCCUGCGAUGUCUGGACCAUCACUACCUCAGCCCUCGGUUCCACCAGGUCCUCCUGCUCCGACUGGCCUUUGAGCACAGCGAGGCCGUGGAACCUCACAAGAUAGCGGCCAGGAGUCCUGUCCUCCACCAGCAGUGCUCCGUCUGGAGGAACGGCAUCAAAUGGACCACUGACACCUCUGAUGUCCUGGUAGAGGUCACUGACCAUAGCGUAGUCCUCUUUCUCUCAGGCCGGAGCGACGUCGGGAAGAAAGGCAAAGAACUUGAACUUGUCAACACACGAGCGCAACUUAUGAAACAAAUAUUGAAAGCAAAGUCUGAUUUUUGUGGUGUUAUUAAGACUGUAGAAGAGUUUGUUCCCCACCCACAGUACCCCGUUAACAUCCAUUGCACCUCAGUUUCAUUAGAAAAAAUUGCUCAAGCCAUUUGUAACGGCAAUGAAAAUGUACACACUUCUCCUCAUCAUCUUGAACCAGUUGCUAGGCUUCUUAAGUUUGAAUCAUUCCAGUUUUGCAAUUUCCAAUGUUUGGUUGAUCUGUACUGUGACGAACUAGGGUCUUGUAAGGUCACCUCAUCCUUUAUCGAAAAUGUAUCGUCCAACAUUACCUCCAUUGAUGAUUUCUGUACCGUUCUGAAUGUUCCUCUCCAUAAGAUAGAGGUAGAGGGUGGCAGCAGUGACCGUGCCAAGGCAGUGAGGAUGUUCCAAGAGUGGCAGACACAGAGUGACGGAACCUACCAGUGUCUCAGAGGACAGAUGGACAAGUAUAGUAUCUUCUCAGGAAGAAACAUACUUGUAAUAGCCAAAAUGCUAAAACGUUCUCUGCCUUCAACAUCAUCUACUACCUUGACAGCACUGGAACUAGGUGGUGCAGCGUUGUCAGUCUCAAAAACCAACCAAGACUUUUCGGAAGUGAUGGGUCGUCACAUGACUGCAGUGGCCGAAACUGUCAGUGGAGAUCUGACCUACUUCUCAAACAAAUUCAUUGAGAGUGGCUUCAUCACUCAAACUGCUGCCAGUAAUGUCCUCUCUAAACUGGGGGUCAGUAAUGGCGACAAAUCCCGCGAGCUACUCGGCCUUGUCAGACAGAACUACGACAUAUCCCUGAAAAAAUCAGUUUGGGCUAACAAGUUUAUUGGCAUUUUCUCCUGUGAAACUGCGUACUCUGACCUUGCUACUCUACUGAGAAAAGAAACAUUCCCCAAAGAUCAGGAUGCUAAUUCAUGACUGUUACUCAAUAACAUGCAGAACUCAAUGUUAAAUUGCAUAUUCGAAUUAUAUUAUGUUUUACAAGGUGGGGCCAUCUGUUUUUCUCAUCAAAGCACACCAAAAAGCAAAGAGUCCUGAUUCAGCUACCAAAGAAAUGAAAAGCACUGAAGU
Molecule: messenger RNA, 1835 nt
Organism: Geodia barretti
Lineage: Eukaryota; Metazoa; Porifera; Demospongiae; Tetractinellida; Geodiidae
Source: the annotation of a GenBank genome assembly